AUGGGUCGAGUUAUUCGAGCUCAGAGGAAAUGUGGUGGAAUUUUUAAGGCACAUCAACGACUGAGAAAAGGUGCAGCACUACAUCGUGUUUUAGAUUAUACGGAAAAGCAUGGUUAUUAUCGUGGAAUUGUUAAGGAAAUUAUUCAUGAUCCUGGUCGAGGGGCACCACUAGCUAAGGUAGUUUUUCGAGAUCCAUAUAGAUAUAAGAAGAGAAUUGAGACAUUUAUUGCAAACGAAGGAAUGUAUACAGGACAGUUUAUCUAUGUAGGAAAAAAGGCGUCAUUAUCAGUUGGAAAUGUUUUACCAUUGGGAAAUAUGCCGGAAGGGACAAUAGCAAGUAAUGUAGAAGAAAAAACGGGGGAUCGAGGCUCAUUAGGUCGAUCUUCUGGAAAUUAUGUAAUUGUCAUUGGACAUGAUCCGGAUAACGGGAAAACCCGCAUAAAGCUGCCUUCUGGUGCGAAAAAAGUUGUUGAUUCUACAUGUCGUGGUAUGAUUGGUAUUGUAGCAGGAGGAGGAAGAAUUGAUAAGCCUAUACUUAAAGCUGGAAGAGCUUAUCAUAAGUAUAGAGUUAAAAGAAAUUGUUGGCCAAGAACAAGGGGAGUGGCAAUGAAUCCUGUAGAUCAUCCAUUUGGUGGUGGUAAUCAUCAACACAUUGGGCAUGCAUCUACUGUUUCUCGUUAUGCUCCUGCUGGUCAAAAAGUGGGUCUUAUUGCUGCCAGACGUACUGGUUUAUUACGUGGGAAUAUUAGAAUUAAAGAUGUAUAG
This is a messenger RNA of Pneumocystis murina B123, 765 nucleotides long. RefSeq names its product 60S ribosomal protein L2. Gene Ontology annotation, biological process: cytoplasmic translation. NCBI's taxonomy places the organism in Eukaryota, Fungi, Ascomycota, Pneumocystomycetes, Pneumocystales, Pneumocystaceae. Gene Ontology annotation, cellular component: ribosome; cytosolic large ribosomal subunit. The transcript is spliced from 4 exons. The record is from RefSeq and is a predicted model, not a curated record. The coding region runs from base 1 to 765 and encodes 254 amino acids. Gene Ontology annotation, molecular function: structural constituent of ribosome; RNA binding.